AUGGAACCAGCCGUCGUCUAUCUCGGUGGAAUCGUCGUCUCUAUCGGUCCCCUCGACGAAGAAGAUGCAGAGGAGAGAGAUUACGAGAACUCCGAAGACGAUGAUGAGAAUCACAGAGUUGAAAGAUACGGAUCUUUUUCGUCUGUGUUUGAUUUCUCUGCAUCUCACUCCGGAUCUAAACACUCGGGCCUUCCUUCAGCUAACGAUGUUUUCUCUCAGAUAUCAUGGCCACCUGAGUUUCUAAACAACCGUAUAGAAGCUGAUGAAGAAGCUACAGCUAGAGAUGCUGAGCACGCUAAGCGUCUUACCCGCAAAAAGAAGAAAGCUAAACCUAAAGGUGUUGUCGUGGAAGCAAAACCUCAACUAGUAGGGAUCCAUGAGAGAGUAAGAAACGAUAUCGAUGCACCACCACCAUCUUCAGAGAAUGGUGAGAAGCGGAUAUCUACUGCAACCAAUCCUAAUGCAGAAGAAGCUGCAGAUCUCUUAAGGAUGUGUCUGCAAUGUGGAGUGCCGAAAACAUAUACAAGCGCGAGAGGGAUGGUAUGCCCGGUUUGUGGUGACCAGCCGUUACCGGACUCGGACGCCAAGAAGAGAGGCUCUGCGAUCAAAGAUAAAGAGAAGAGCAAAAGAAUGAGAGGACAAUCCUCUCACGCUUCUUGGAAAAGUGAAACCGAGAUGCAACUAAGACAACAUUUCGAUUAGUAUGCUUCAGAACCUUCUUCUCCUUUUUUACUACAUUGUUUCUCCAUCCAAAUCCAGUUUCUGUAACGUAACUUGUAACACAAGAAGAUCAUCUACAAAGUU
Brassica napus (rape) is the source of this 804-nucleotide messenger RNA. RefSeq lists its product as uncharacterized. The transcript has 4 exons. The record is from RefSeq and is a predicted model, not a curated record. Bases 1 to 702 code for a protein of 233 amino acids. Lineage: Eukaryota; Viridiplantae; Streptophyta; Magnoliopsida; Brassicales; Brassicaceae.